Lactuca sativa (garden lettuce) is the source of this 432-nucleotide messenger RNA. The record is from RefSeq and is a predicted model, not a curated record. NCBI's taxonomy places the organism in Eukaryota, Viridiplantae, Streptophyta, Magnoliopsida, Asterales, Asteraceae.
UGAUGAAGCUUUUAUUGGUUGGGCAUGGGGAAGAGCCACCGAAGAGGCACACAGAUAUACUCCUGUAUCUAUAUCUAUAUGAUGCCUCCAUGAAAGACAUGCAGCUUCAAGAUGUUAAUCUGAAGAUGCAAAAACCAUACACAUGCACUUCCAUUAACACAAGGUUUCAUACAAAGUGCUCACAUCUCUCAAUCUGUCAUCACCAUCACUUUAAGCAAUGGAUUGCUUGCAGAAAAAAGCCAAGUACGAUUGUUGGAAAAGUCAUUCUCAUUGUUCUAUCGUUGCACACGUUUAUCUUGUCUUAAAAUUCGCCCGAAAUGGUUGUACGAUAUGUUUUUUUUUAAAUCAUUCUUUAUUGGUAUAGAUGAGUUAUGUACUUGAACAACUGUAUAAUAUCAUAUUUUCAAUAUAGUAUAUAUUAAACGAUCAAAA